GGCGCACGGAGCAAGAAAGGCUCGUCGUUUCUUUCGAGGCAAAAGCAUAGAAAGAGAGGGGGCCACUGAGAUUUGAUUGGCUGAGGAAGGCAGAGCCAAAAACACUGUGGCCAGGAAACGGCUCGAAUUUCGGGGGACGUAAAGGAGGAGAAAAAAUCUAGUAAACCUGACAAAGCGUCUGAGAACAGUACUAGGAUUGUCUGGGAAGAAGACGCUCUGCCGCGAGGGAUCAUAUAUUGAUGGAUUCUAUGUUUUUGGAGAGUUUAUGUUCUUUUUUUACCCAUUAGUUCAUCAUAAAUUGCAUACCUUUCGUUUGGAUGAAGAGUGCGCUCGCUCUGGUACACUGACAUUUGAGUUGACUAGCAACUUGGUGAAGAAGUUUCAGGGACGUAGCUAUGUUUUUCUAGUUAUUUUUCAAGGAUAUGGAUUUAAAUUCGGAUUUUUUAAAGUGCCAUGGAAAUGACUUCGUGAUUUAAUAAUACAUUUUCAGUGAUUUUCUUUUGUUGCUCGUCCAAUUUGGGGAAAGUAAAAAAAUCGCUGCUUGGCAUUUUUGGUGCAGUGGGGUGAAUUUGCUCCAUCGGGACUAGGCUACACAUUCCUCUCGAUUCGGCACAGGCACUCGCCUCCUGCCUUGUCCAUGCAUGCGAAUCGGAGUUCUUCCAGACUUUAGGUAGUUAUUCGUUCCUUUCCUCAGCCCAGGUGAUUGGGGGAAUUCACAGUUGAGUGACAGGCCGGGCAGCCUGCAGUUGAUGGUUGGGUGGAGCCCCUCAGAUGGGAUCAGUGUCCAGGGGGAGGCAGAGCCUGAGGAGGGGGGGAUGGGGGACGGACUCACCCUCCACUAACGGGAUGGCCUCGUGGGCCUGGCUGCUCGCCACCAUCCUGCUGUCCCUAGCAACGGCUACUUUGGCAAGGCCGCCAUACACUGCCGCCGAGGAAGAGGAGGCUACGCUAGAACCCGAAGAGCCUCCGACCAAAUACCAAAUCUCUAAGCCCACCGUGUGCUCGGUGCACCCGGGGGAACUGCUGAAGCUCAGCUGCCUUCUGGCCGGGGAGCCCGGGGCCAUCACCUGGACUAAGGAUGGUUCCACUCUGGGGGCCAACAACCGCACCCUGAUAGAACAGGAGGUUCUGCAGAUCCGCGACGCCACGCCCAAGGACUCUGGGCUGUACGCGUGCAGCACUGUGGGCCCUCAGGGCAGCGACACGCUCUGCUUCAUAGUGAACGUCACAGAUGCCAUCUCGUCUGGGGACGAUGAGGACGACACAGAGCGAUCAGAGGACGUGGGGGCGGACGGAGAGCAGAUAAGGGCGCCCUAUUGGACGAUGUUGGAGAAGAUGGAGAAGAGGCUGCACGCUGUGCCUGCUGCCAACACAGUCAAGUUCCGCUGUGCUGCCGGGGGCAACCCACGUCCUAAGAUGCGCUGGCUGAAGAACAGCCGACCAUUCCGACAGGAGGACCGCAUGGGCGGGUAUAAGGUGCGUCACCAGCACUGGACCCUGAUUAUGGAGAGUGUGGUGCCGUCAGACAAGGGCAACUACACUUGCCUGGUGGAGAACGCAUACGGUGCCAUCAAUCACACCUACACCCUGGAUGUAGUGGAACGGUCCCCCCAUCGGCCCAUUCUCCAAGCAGGGCUGCCAGCCAACACCAGUGUGCAAGUGGGGGAAGACGCACGCUUCGUGUGUAAGGUGUACAGCGACGCUCAGCCCCACAUUCAGUGGCUGCAGCACAUCCAGAAGAAUGGUAGUCGCACUGGCCCAGACGGACACUCCUACGUCCGCGUCCUAAAGCGCUCGGGCAUCAAUAGCUCGGACGUGGAGGUGCUCACGCUCACCAACGUGACCGAGGAGGAUGCCGGAGAGUAUACCUGUAAAGUCUCCAAUUAUAUAGGGGCGGUCAACCAGUCGGGCUGGCUGACCGUCAUCCCAGCCAGUAACGACGAGGCGGUGACGGGUCUGAUGUCACCUGACUAUGUGGAGAUAGCCAUCUACUGCAUCGGGGUGUUCUUGAUCGCCUGUAUGGUGGUCAUCGUGGUGGUGUGCCGGAUGAGGAAUACGGCUAAGAAGCCUGACUUUGGGAACCAGCCAGCGGUCCACAAACUCAGCAAGCAGAUACCUCUGCGCCGCCAGGUGUCAAAUGACUCCAGCUCCUCGAUGAACUCCAGCACUCCGUUGGUCCGCAUCACCACACGACGCAGCUCGGCUGGCCACGACGACCCCAUCCCAGAGUAUGACCUCCCUGAGGACCCACGCUGGGAGUUCUCCAGAGACAGGUUGACUCUGGGCAAGCCGUUGGGCGAGGGCUGCUUUGGCCAGGUGGUGAUGGCUGAAGCGUUAGGCAUCGAUAAGGACAAGCCGAAGGAGGCCAUCACAGUGGCCGUGAAGAUGCUGAAAGACGAUGCUACAGAGAAAGACCUGUCUGACCUUGUGUCAGAGAUGGAGAUGAUGAAGAUGAUUGGGAAACACAAGAACAUCAUCAACCUACUAGGGGCCUGUACACAAGAUGGCCCUCUGUAUGUGAUAGUGGAGUAUGCCUCUAAAGGGAACCUGAGGGAGUACCUACGUGCCCGCAGGCCCCCUGGCAUGGAGUAUUCCUAUGAUAUUAACCGCUGCUCAGACGAACAGCUCGCCUUCAAGGACCUGGUCUCCUGUACCUACCAGGUGGCACGGGGCAUGGAAUAUCUCGCCUCGCAGAAGUGUAUACAUAGAGAUCUAGCAGCGAGGAAUGUCCUGGUCACAGAAAGCAACUUUAUGAAGAUUGCAGACUUUGGCCUGGCCAGAGAUGUCCACAACAUUGAUUACUAUAAAAAGACAACUAACGGUCGUCUCCCGGUGAAGUGGAUGGCUCCUGAGGCUCUCUUCGACCGUGUGUACACUCACCAGAGCGAUGUCUGGUCAUUUGGGGUGCUAAUGUGGGAGAUCUUCACCCUGGGGGGUUCUCCGUACCCCGGCAUCCCCGUAGAAGAGCUCUUCAAGCUGCUGAAAGAGGGCCAUCGCAUGGACAAGCCUGGCAACUGCACCAACGAGCUGUACAUGAUGAUGAAAGACUGUUGGCAUGCCAUUUCCUCCCAUCGACCCACCUUCAAGCAGUUGGUGGAGGAUCUAGACCGUAUCCUGACCCUGGUCACAAAUGAGGAGUAUCUGGACCUGUGUGCCCCAGCGGAGCAGUAUUCUCCCAGCUUCCAGGACACACGCAGUUCCUGUUCCUCCGGUGACGACUCUGUGUUCUCCCAUGACCUACCAGAAGAGCCCUGCCUCUCAAAGUACCAGCACGUCAAUGGGGCCGUCAAAACAUGAGGCCUCCCCUCCUCAAUCCCUCCAUCGAGCCUGACCUGCCCCUCACCCUUACAACCCCCCCCCCCCCCAAAGAGACACUUCCAUAGAGAGAAACUGAGAUAUACCCCCACAACUAACCCCCUCAAACCACAAACCUCCUGCCCCCCCAACCCCCCUUUUUCUCCCAAUGGACUUUAUUUUUUAUUUUUUUAUUUCACCUUUAUUCAACCAGGUAGGCCAGUUGAGAACAAGUUCUCAUUUACAACUGCGACCUUGGCCAAGAUGAAGCAAAGCAGUGCGACAAAAACAAACAACACAGAGUUACACAUAAACAAACGUACAGUCAAUAACACAGUAGAAAAAAAUCUAUGUACAGUGUGUGCAAAGACAGAGUUUGCAAAGGACUAACGGACUGGAUGAGACUGGGCCGGUGGCAGCGCUGCUGUUAGAACUGAACACAUUCACCCACGUUUAUACCCAUGUUCAAGGUCUUAAGGAGAGGACAGGGACCCCCUUUCUUGUCGUUUUGUUAUUUGUUCGGUUGUCUUCCACAAGAGUUUGGAAUUUACAACUUGUGCCUUCCAUGAUUCCAUUCCGCUGACUGCCAUUCUAAGACUUUAGUUUGUGCCCAGAGGGAAAAUAUGGACCUUAAUGAACUGAAAAAACAAGGAAUUCAAAAAGAGGACAGCAAAAUAGGAAGUGGAGUGAAAGAAGGCAUCAACUAACAAAAACGGUUUAAUAGGAGAAGAGCGCUUACAGACACAGCCUCUUGUUUAUAUUUUGUAAUAUUGUCUUGUUUCUUUUUAUCUUCUCUUGAUAAUCCCACACACAUAUUAUUAUUAUGGCGAAAAAAUAAUGCAUAAAUAUAGUGCUGAGUAAAAUUGUAAAUAUAUUCAAAUAUGUAUAAAUAUAUAAAUAGUAUAUAUUUACAGUUAAUUAUUUUUUGUAUGGACUCCAGAAUAAUUCCCCCCUCUCCCGUCCUCCCUCUUUGGGUUUGAGACAGGUGUGUCAUCACCCAGGUUAUGUUUCUGUUCUCUUGUGUUCUUUUAGACACAAACACAAGCAUGCACACGUACACACACACACACACACACACAAACACCUGUCUCGCUCUCACUCAAUGACACAGAGGAGUAUUAUUGGCUUUCAGGGAAAGAGAUAGCAUGUUAAUUUAUUUACUUUUUUUAUGAAAUCAAAAAGUUGAAAAAAGAACAAAAAUAGUAAGAAAGAAUUAAUGCUAUUAAUGAUGCUGAUAACAAAGAAUAAAUAAUUCAUUAUUUUUAUUAUGGUCAUUUAAAGUAUCUUUCAGAGGUAACAGAAAUAAAGCUAUUUUUGGUAGUGGGUGUUAAAAAGAUCCUGGUUUCGUACAUUUUAUAUAUAAAUGUGAAUAUUAAGUUACAAUUUAAAUACUGUACAUUUUAUAGUUUGCUAAUCCCUUUCUUAUAUAGAUGAUGCAGUUUCUAUCCAGUCAUUUUACUAUUUCUUAGGUUUGCAAAUGGAAUGAGAUUUCUGGAUAUUUACAGUACAUUCAGAAAGUCUCCAGACCCCUUCACUUUUUUCACAUUUUGUUACGUUACAGCCUUAUUCUAAAAUGUAUUAAAUAAAACAUUAUCCUCAUCAAUCUACACACAAUACCCCAUAAUGACAAAGUUAAAACAGGUUUUUGGACAUUUUUGCAAAUGAAAAAAUAAAUAAAUAGAAAUACCUUAUUUACAUAAGUAUUCAAACCCUUUGCAAAUGAGACUCGAAAUUGAGCUCAGGUGUAUCCUGUUUCCAUUGAUCAUCCUUGAUGUUUCUACAACUUGAUUGGAGUCCACCUGUGGUGCAUUUAAUUGAUUGCACAUGAUUUGUAAAGGCACACACCUGUCUAUAUAAGGUCACACAGUGAACAGUGCAUGUCAGAGCACAAACCAAGCCAUGAGGUUGAUGCAAUUGUCCGUAGAGCUCCGAGACAGGAUUGUGUCAAGCACAGAUCUGGUGAAGGGUAUAAAAAAAUUCCGCAGCAUUGAAGGUCCCCAAGAACACAGUGGCCUCCAUCAUUCUUAAAUGGAAGAGGUUUGAAACCACCAAUACUCUUCCUAGAACUGGCCGCCCUGCCAAACUGAGCAAUCAGGAGAAAAGGGCCUUGGUCAGGGUGGUGACCAAGAACCCGAUGGUCACUCUGAAAGAGCUCUAGAGUCCCUUAGGAGAUGGGAGAACCUUCCAGAAGGACAACCAUCUCUGCAGCACUCUACCAAUCAGGCCUUUAUGGUAGAGUGGCCAGACAGAAGCCACUCCUCAGUAAAAGACACAUGACAGCCCACUUGGAGUUUGCCAAGAAGCACCUAAAGGAGUCUCAGACCAUGAGAAACAAGAUUCUCUGGUCUGACGAAACCAAGAUUGAACUCUUUGGCCUGAAUGCCAAGCGUCACGUCUGGAGGAAACCUGACACCUCCUUACAGUGAAGCAUGGUGGUGGCAGCAUCAUGCAGUGGGGAUUUAAGACUCAAGGCUGUAAUUGCUGCCAAAGGGGCUUCAACAAAGUACCAAGUAAAGAGUCUGGAUACUUAUGUAAAUGUGAUACUUCCGUUUUAAAUUUUUUAUACAUUUGCAAAAAUUCCUAAAAACCUGUUUUUGCUUUGUAAUUAUGGGGUAUUAUGUGUAGAUUGAAGGGGGGGGGGGGCGAUUUAAUCAAUUUAAAAAUAAAUCUAACGUAAUAAAAUGUGUAAAAAGUGAAGGUCUGAAUACUUUCCGAAUGCACUGGAUAUGAUUGAAAACUACCCACUAGCAAUCUGUUACUUCAUUUAGGCUUAAAGAUUAACACCAGAGGAUUCAAAGCUCAAAAACAAAAGUAUUAAAUCAAUUAUGUUUUUUUUCUUCUAGUGGACCAAGUUUAAGAUGUUUUUUUUGCAAGUGUUCUUGUCACAUUUGAAAAAUAAAAGAUAGAAAAACAA
Oncorhynchus nerka (sockeye salmon) is the source of this 6208-nucleotide messenger RNA. RefSeq names its product fibroblast growth factor receptor 2-like. NCBI's taxonomy places the organism in Eukaryota, Metazoa, Chordata, Actinopteri, Salmoniformes, Salmonidae. Gene Ontology annotation, biological process: positive regulation of kinase activity; fibroblast growth factor receptor signaling pathway; multicellular organism development. Gene Ontology annotation, cellular component: plasma membrane; signaling receptor complex. Gene Ontology annotation, molecular function: fibroblast growth factor receptor activity; ATP binding; fibroblast growth factor binding. The record is from RefSeq and is a predicted model, not a curated record.